Molecule: messenger RNA, 3173 nt
Organism: Drosophila eugracilis
Lineage: Eukaryota; Metazoa; Arthropoda; Insecta; Diptera; Drosophilidae
Gene: Mms19
Product: MMS19 nucleotide excision repair protein homolog
Exons: 6
Coding region: 96-2972 (958 amino acids)
Biological process (GO): iron-sulfur cluster assembly
Cellular component (GO): cytosolic [4Fe-4S] assembly targeting complex
Source: RefSeq, a predicted model, not a curated record
GCGGCAAGUCAUCGGUUAUCGGUUCUUAACAUUUCGGCUUAACGUGCUUAAAACAUAUAUUAAAUUUAGAUACCACGCAAGCGACGGUACCCAAAAUGACGACGCCCACGCGUGCCUCUCUGGAGAAAGCUCUGAAGAGCGAUGAAAAGAUCCUGAAGGCCGCCACCCAAAUAGCCAAAGAUUUGGCCUCUAAAGCGUACGACAUAUCCGUCCUAGCCGAGGAGCUGGGCUUUGCGUUGUCCUCGCCGGACAUGGAGGAGAGAGUGGCCGGGACCAACCUGUUGUCCGCCGUUUUGGUGGCCCUGCCGCAGGACCUUCUCCACGAGCCCCAGCUUGUGUUCCUCAGCACAUUUUACAUGGACCGGCUUCGCGACCACCACAACGUGAUGCCAGCCAUCAUUGACGGCAUCGAUGCCUUGGUACACAUGAAGGCACUGCCACGCGCCCAGGUUCCCCUGAUCCUGCAGUCUUUCUUCGAGCACACUACCUGCCAGUCCCAGACGAGGGGCGACCGCACCAAGCUGUUCAACAUCUUCCAGUACCUGACGAUUAACUUUAAAGAUGAGCUCCAGACGAUGGCCGGCGACUUUGUCUACGGCCUGAUCAAUUCGAUUGACGGCGAGCGUGACCCCCGCAACCUCGACAUCAUUUUCAGUUUCAUGCCCGAGUUUUUGUCUACGUAUCCUCUGCUUCACUUGGCUGAAGAGAUGUUCGAGAUUUUUGCUUGUUACUUUCCAAUCGACUUUAAUCCCAGCAAGCAGGAUCCAGCGGCCAUAACUCGGGAUGACUUGGCCGUGAAAUUGACUAACUGCCUAGUGGCCAACAACGACUUUGCAGAGGAUACAGUAGUGCUGGCCAUAGAAAAACUAGAGAGUGAAUUGCUGGUAGCCAAACUGGACUCCAUAGAAUUGCUGCACCAAGCUGCUAUUAAGUUUCCACCCUCUGUUUUGGAGCCGCAUUUCGAACAAAUUUGGCAGGCUCUAAAAACAGAAACUUUUCCCGGAAAUGACAACGAGGAAAUCUUAAAGGCCUCGCUUAAGGCUUUGUCUGCUCUCCUGGAAAGAGCUUCGCAUUUACCCGAUAUAAGCCACAGUUACCAAAGCUCUAUUUUGGGAGUAAUCCUGCCUCACCUAAGCGACGUCAAUCAGCGUCUCUUUCAUCCGGCCACCGGAAUUGCCUUGGUUUGUGUGUCGGGUGAUGCGCCCUACGCCGCAGACAAGAUCCUCAACAGCUUUCUGCUCAAGCUUCAGGCCACAGACGCAGGGCCUGAACAAAGGAUAAAGAUUUACCACAUAGUAAGCCAGGUGUAUAAGCUUUCCGCAUUGCGAGAUUCUUUGCAAAAACUUGACACCACGAUACGAGAGUCGCUUCAGGACGAUGUGAUCGCUUCUCUGCGACUAAUCGAACAGGAUGAUUUCGAUGCCAAACAGGAGAACUUGGAGCUGCAGAAGGCGGCACUUUCUGUGCUCAACGAAAGUGCUCCGGUCCUAAGCGAAAAACAGCGCGCUUUAGUUUACAAAGCCCUGGUUCAGCUCAUCAGCCAUCCGUCCAUCGACCUGGAUUUCACCACACUUACGGUCAGCCUCGGAGCUCUGCAACCGGUGGAAGUACAAUCAAACUUCAUCGACGUCUGCGUCCGCAACUUCGAAAUCUUUUCAAACUUUGUCAAGCGGAAGAUAUAUUCGAAUUUGCUUCCCCUUCUGCCCCAAAUGGCAUUUACUCAACGCAUUUUGGAUUUGGUGUUGACGCAAUCCUUUAAAGAUACAACGGCAGAGCCUGUUCGUUUGCUGGCUCUAGAUGCGUUAAACAAACUGCUCUUAAUGGAGGAUCAGAGGUUUAUCGUGGACUUACAGCAGGAGUCCAAUCUGCUGCACAAGCUCAUUGAGCUGAGUCACACUGAGGGUCUGACACUGCAGUCGCUCGAGCAGAUAGCAGGCGCUUUGAGUCGUAUCACCCAGCAACUCCCCCUCUCCGAACAGAGCGCGAUAGUUAGCGAGUACCUUCCUGGUCUCAACCUUAAUCACUCUGCGGAUUUGUACGUUACUAAAGGUCUUCUCGGCUACUUGCAUAAAGAUAUAACGCUGGAUGAUCAUUUCGAGCGCCUUCUGACCGACUUAACGCAGCUGUCUCUCAACACGGAAAACGAACAGUUGCGCGUUGUCGCCCACCACCUGCUUUGCAGUAUGGUCAACAAGAUGGAGAGCAAUCCAGCCAACUUGGGCAAGGUCAAGAAGAUUACGGAACAGCUCAAGGUGGCCAUAAAAAAGGGCGAUGUGCGGGCGGUGGAGAUCCUCGCCUGGGUAGCUAAGGGUCUGGUGGUCGCGGGAUUCGAUGAGGCUGCCGAUAUUGUUGGCGAUCUCUCUGAUCUGCUGAAGCAUCCGAGUUUGAGUACCGCAGCUGCUUUGGGAUUCGACAUUAUUGCCGCUGAGUAUCCGGAACUGGAUUUGCCCGUAGUUAAGUUCCUCUAUAAGCAGAAGCUUUUCCAUACAAUCAUGGGAAAGAUGGGCAACAAGCUGGCGAACUACUGUGUGCACCACCUAAAGGCUUUCGUAUACGUACUCAAAGCCACGCCACAGGCAGUGAUCAAGCUAAACAUUGAGCAGCUAGGACCGCUGCUUUUCAAGAGCCUCGAGGAGCACAAUGAGGCUCAAUCGCUGUGCAUUGCACUGGGCAUCUGUGAAAAGUUUGUGGCCCAACAGGACGCUUAUUUCCAGGGGCACUUGGCUCAUCUCAUACCCAGCUGUCUGGAGCUGUCAAAAUACAAGGCCCAGCACACCAUGCAAGUUCGCAUUGCGGCACUUCAGUUGCUAUACGACAUAACCAAGUAUCCCACCUUCGUCCUGUUGCCCCACAAAGUAGAUGUGACUCUGGCCUUGGCCGCCGCCUUGGAUGAUCCCAAGCGACUGGUUCGGAACACGGCGGUCAAAGCCAGAAAUGCCUGGUACCUGAUCGGAUCAGCUAAUGAGAAUUAGCAGUGGAACAAUAAUAUUUUUGUUGAUACUAUAAAGCCAAUAAGCGAACGCACAAAUUUUAGGAUUCAUAAUUUUAUUGUUGUUUUUAUGGUUUACGGAAGAAUCUUAAAGGCGGCUAGCAAAUUUAAACGAUAGUAGUAAUAUUGAUUUAGACUCUAAACAAAUAAGGCUUAAAAAUUAUAUAAUAAACGCUAUAUAUCA